Molecule: messenger RNA, 912 nt
Organism: Aspergillus versicolor CBS 583.65
Lineage: Eukaryota; Fungi; Ascomycota; Eurotiomycetes; Eurotiales; Aspergillaceae
Exons: 1
Coding region: 1-912 (303 amino acids)
Source: RefSeq, a predicted model, not a curated record
AUGAACCCGCUAGCAACUCAACAGACAGAGCUCAGAAGCAUGCGAGGCAUGAAAGGAUUGCAUGGGAACGAGAAAAGUGGGUUCGGCAGGAUUCCGCCCUUGAGAGGCCGAGAGGACUGGCGCAAAUGGUACACAUUCAUUCGAGUUUCGGCAAUGGCAGAGGGCGUAUGGGAGUAUCUCACCCCUGAAGGCGAACGUGGCCCAAAGCCCGACGACGACCCAGUGCUUUCGCCGGAGGAGGCGUUCAGCGAUAUAGGCUCGCGCUUGAGUGAAAUGAAUGACGGCACCCUCGGGAAGGUCCAAUGUCGGUUGUGCGCUAUACGUGAAGACUCUACUGACUCUUGGUUCGACGAAUGCUCCGGCAUAUCUGGCAAUUUCUGUGACCGGUACCAUAGGAAGGUGGUUAUGCCGGAAGAGGUGGCCCGCGAUCUAUACGGGGAAGGCUCAGUGACUUUGAAGAGAAUGGGCAGCUGGGAGCGGUGGUAUGCCGCCAUCAAACAGGCUGCCAAAUGGAAGCGUGUGUGGGAAUAUAUUGAUCUCGACGUCGAGGACGACAAGCUCCCAGUACCCCCGCCUCGUGUUCAUCCGGGCUUGAAGCCUGCAGUUGAGAAGAUACAGGACCUUCUUGAGGCAGAAGGAAAAUUCUCGGAAGAUGACUGGGUGCGCUUCCUGGCGAUCGAAAUGGUGAUUGACCUUGAUCUGCAACGAAGGUGGGAGUUUGACACUGGAAAGGGAUAUAUUGCAUGGGCUAUUCUUUCGACGGUGGAUGAACCGUUUAUCUGCUCGCUUUACCACGAGACAGACCCCCGGAAAAUGCUGCGCAUUCUCAAGGAGCGGGUUGAACCAGCGUUACCUGAAGGAUACGAGAAGGUGGGGAGGCAGGGAAAUCGGCGGAAUAGACGGAAUAGAUGA